AUGCCCAGUUCCUCUUCCUCUAAUAAUUCCAACCCAUUCGCACCUCGAACUGGUACCCCGGCCUCAAGAACGACCGGUAGCCCUAGGUUUUUUCAAAGGUUGUUGAACACUCCUCUUGUUCCUUAUCGAUUGUCUCGAUCGUUGUCUCGAUCCCCUUCCCCGAAUCCCAACCCCGCCAACCCCCCUGCCGCCGUCACCCCUGUCCCCGCCAUGGGAGAUCGACGCUUUGGACGUCCCCGUAGUCCCGAACCGCCUGUUCGAGACGAUGAUGGGUUGUAUCGCAUUCCGGUCGAGGAGAGAGAGAACUUCGAUGAGUUCAGGAGGUUGCAGGAGGCGGAAAGGAACUUCGAUGCGGCCUUCGAACUCCGAGCCCUUCUCAAGUGGCCUAGGGAUCUCGACAACUUUGAACUCGAGAUCAAGGUUCAUCCGUUCCACUUCCAGACCUUCGACCACUGGAAGGUCUCGUACAAGAAGGCCGUCAAGCUCUCGAAGGAGGCUCAAGAGGCCGCCCGAGUCGGGGACCGAGCUCCGACUUCUCCCUCCAAGAACGUCCGCCGAUUCUUGAAGGCCAACCCCGCCGAGCCGCCCGGCCCUCCGACUCUCGGCAACGAUCCCAAAAUUCCUUUGGGAAGGACGACUACGGGAGCGUACAUCGGCUGUGUCUUUACUACGGUCGACAAAGGCGGGAAGGACCAGGGUCCGACCAAGAGGGACGAUGCGACGAUCGCCAGGUUGAUCGCCGACGAGGACGAGCUUCCUCCCCUCCCUAGGGAGGUUCCCCACGCCAUGCUCGCUAACCUGUUGAGGCCGACUCGGGCCGGAACGAUCAAGACCGGUUUGGUCAACGACUGGUUGAAGAACUAUCAGGGAGGGUGGAGGCUAUCGUGCGUCGCUUGCAAGAUGGCCUACCCCAACAACGAGCCCCCCAUCUACCAAGGUCCCGACCAAAGGAUCGAUCCCGACGCCGACUCGUCCUUUACCCGGCACCAUCUUCCCCUUAUUCACUGCGUGAAAUACGGACAGGUGUAUCUCUGCCGCGGAGUCAUCGGAUCGACCAAGGAGUCCGACAACGCCGCCCCUUCUGUCGGGAACUGUGGAUCGUGCCAGGGGUCCAAGGGAGGUUGCCGCCCUCUCGAUGUCUUGAAGCCCGACGCCGCUACCGACGCUCGGAUCCAUCCGAUGGUCCGGAUCUUGAACAUCCUCUCGGUGAUCGCUACCAUGGGUCAGAUGAACAAGGAGACUCGCCAGAUCUACGUCGACCGGAUCGUCACCAUCUUGCAGCACGAGAACUGCCACGCCCGGUUCGACGAGAAGGGUCACAAGAUGGUCGAGCACCCCGAGUUCUUCCCCGACGAGGACGACGAGCAGGAGUAG
Molecule: messenger RNA, 1374 nt
Organism: Filobasidium floriforme
Lineage: Eukaryota; Fungi; Basidiomycota; Tremellomycetes; Filobasidiales; Filobasidiaceae
Exons: 6
Coding region: 1-1374 (457 amino acids)
Source: RefSeq, a predicted model, not a curated record